Messenger RNA from Chrysoperla carnea, 1567 nucleotides. Its product is annotated as zinc finger CCCH domain-containing protein 15 homolog. NCBI's taxonomy places the organism in Eukaryota, Metazoa, Arthropoda, Insecta, Neuroptera, Chrysopidae. Gene Ontology annotation, molecular function: mRNA binding; metal ion binding. Gene Ontology annotation, biological process: cytoplasmic translation. The record is from RefSeq and is a predicted model, not a curated record. Gene Ontology annotation, cellular component: cytosol. The transcript is spliced from 4 exons. The coding region runs from base 159 to 1379 and encodes 406 amino acids.
UCUAAGUAGGUAAUUUUAGUUACAUGCCAUGAUGUACCAUAUUGACGGAUAAUUUGGUGAUGGAGGGUUAAUCACCCUAAUAUUGUGAAAUAAUACUUGUAAAAAGUUAUACUGAUAUUUUAUUUAUUUAUAAUUUGAAAAUAUUUAAUUUAUAAAAAAUGCCACCAAAAGCAAAACCUGGGGCUCCCAGUAAAAAAACCGAAGCGAAGAAAAAAGAAAAAGUGAUCGAGGAUAAAACGUUCGGUUUAAAAAAUAAGAAGGGCGCUAAACAACAAAAAUUUAUCCAACAAGUCGAAAAACAAGUUAAAAGUGGUGGAAUUCACCCUCGAACAGCGGUGCCUGAAGAUAAGAAGGCCGAAAAAGAGCGAAAGCUAAAAGAACAAAAAGAAUUGUUGAUGUUAUUUAAACCUGUUCAAGCACAAAAGGUCGAGAAAGGCACAGAUCCAAAAUCAGUAGUUUGUGCAUUUUUCAAACAGGGACAAUGUGGUAAAGGUGAUAAAUGUAAAUUUUCUCAUGAUUUAACAAUUGAACGGAAAGCUGAAAAACGUUCCCUGUAUUGUGACAUGCGUGAUCCUGGUGAUACCGAUGAUACAAUGGAAAAUUGGACUGAAGAAAAAUUACAAGAAGUUGUUGCGAAAAAACAUGGAGAUAUGAAUAAGAAAAUGCCAACCACUGACAUUAUUUGUAAACAUUUCUUAGAAGCUGUAGAAAAAUCUAAAUACGGUUGGUUUUGGGAAUGUCCAUCAGGAGCGAAAUGUAUUUAUCGGCAUGCAUUACCUCCUGGCUUCGAAUUAAAGAAAGAUAAAAAACUAAAAGAAGAUAGUAAGAAUAAAAUAUCUUUAGAGGAUCUAAUUGAACGUGAACGUGCAGCUCUUGGUCCCAAACAAACGAAAAUUACAUUAGAAACGUUUAUUGCGUGGAAGAAACGAAAAAUACAGGAAAAAAUUGAUCAAGCUAAGAAAGAUGAGGAUAAAAAACGGAGUGAUUACAAAGCUGGACGACAAGUUGGUCUUUCUGGUCGUGAAAUGUUCAGUUUCAAUCCUGACUUGGCUGAUGAUGGUGACAUGGAAGAUGGUGAUGAAGUUGUAGCUUCUUAUGCCCGCUCUGAAGAUGGAACUGAAGAUAAUGAUAACCAAUAUAGAGAACUCAAUUUAGAUGCAAUUACACUAGAGGCUUGCGAGGUUGACGGAUCAGGAACUGUAGCUACAGAUGAUAGAUUAACCAAUGGCCAACAGGAGAGCUCACCUGAAUCAACAUCAAAUUCAAGUGAAACCGUAAUCAAAGAUGCUGGAGCACUUCCGAUAAAUGAAAAUUUAUUUGUAGACGAAGAUUUAGAAGACUUAGAAGACGAACUAAACGAUUUAGAUUUGGAUCAGUGACCUUAAAUUCCUAAACACAUAUUUCGGUAAUUUUAUUCAUGAAGUGUAUAUUAACAAUAAUUAAUUUUUUAUAAAUUUAUUUCUUUAUAAUAAAUCAUGGCAAACGAAAUGCAAUAUUUCUGAUUUCAUUGGAAUCGAUAUGUUAAUUAUUGUAAAUGAGUUGGUUUAAUUAAAUAUUAUUUUAUUGA